Messenger RNA from Nerophis lumbriciformis (worm pipefish), 1920 nucleotides. The record is from RefSeq and is a predicted model, not a curated record. NCBI's taxonomy places the organism in Eukaryota, Metazoa, Chordata, Actinopteri, Syngnathiformes, Syngnathidae.
AUGGAGACGGACAGCCAGGAACAGCAGGCCUCAGCCAAUGAGAGCGCUGCGUCUGGAAACAGUGCCCGCCCCUCGCCGAUCCAAUCCAUGUCGCUUUAUGAACGGCAAGCUGUGCAAGCCUUACAGGCGCUGCAGAGGCAGCCGCACGCCGCUCAGUACUUCCAGCAGCUGAUGUUGCAGCAACACAUCAACAAAACGCAGAUGCACAACACGGCAGCCGCUGGCGGGAUGUCCGCCUCCGCGACCGGUGGUCGUGUCAUCACCGUGGCGACGGCAGCGACGACGUCCACAGUCAGCCGGUCGCUGCUGCUGAGCGGUGGAGCCGGGGGACGUGGUCAGAUGUUCCUCAGGGUGAACCGCUCCCUGAGAGCGCCCAUCUCCUCGCAGCUGAUCUUCAUGCCCGGCGGGGCGCCGCCGACUGUCGCUGUGACGACGGUCGCGCGACAGCCCGAGCGGGGAGUAACGACCACGACCUCCUCUGGCAGCCAAACGGAUAGCGAGCUGAUGCAGAACUUGUCCACAUCUAGUCCUAAAUGUAUCAAAACGGAGGUGACUGAAAAGAGUAAUGCUGCUCAUUUAUUUUCCUUGCUGUGUGUAGCCCCUAUCAAGUCCAGUCAUCCCCUGCCGUUCCCCAUCAAGAUUCCCACAUACCCUCCGCCCUCCCACUUGAAAUCCUCCGCCGUCCCGCAACUCCUGCUUCAAGGAACCCGGACACUCACCACGGGGGCCCUAGCCCCCACAGCCGCACACGCUUUGGUCCUGACGUCCGCUUCGGGUCCGGUGGCGGGUAGCGCUCAGACUUUGGUGGUCCAGCCUCUGCAGAAAAGUGGCGACAAGGUGCCUCACACCAACGGGCCGGUUCCCAUCCAGCCCAAAACCCUGCAGGGACUCCGUCUGCCCCUCCAAUUGCCUUGUAGAACCCCGCCGCCCAUCAUACCUGCCCCGCCUCCGACGAGUCAACCUGGACGCCGCCCACAGACGCCCCACAUCCCCGUUCAGAUCGUUGGCGCCAGGCAGACCCAGGAGGGUGCCGGCGUCUUCCCAGGAUCGUCCGGCCUGCUUACCGUUGUGGCUUCUGAAAGGGGCGGCGUCCCAGGGCGUCCGCCGCUCCCCUUGUCCUCACUAGAUCAAAAUCAGCCUCCUAGAGCCCCAACACCCUUAGUUGUUGCGGCAGGUCUUGCACCUCCUAAUAAUGACACCCCAAAAACAUCCGUAGUGCAGCCGGGUGCAAUGACACACAAGCUAGUUCCCAACGACGACUCGGACAGUCGCCUGCCGCCAUUACGAGGUGACGUCUCAACUCCGGCGGAAGUGGACGCAGGUUCUACAACACCCCAAGUCUUCCCCUCAGUGGUGUCUCAGGGCGUCCACGGGGCGGGCGAGAAGGCUCCGCCCCCCAAAGCGGUGAUCAAGCCGCACGUCCUGACGCACGUCAUCGACGGCUUCGUCAUCCAGGAAGGGCUAAAGUGCCAGUUCUGUACCAGGUAUAAACUCUCCUUUGUCCGGCGGCCAUCUUGGGAGGAUCAAAGUCACGUCUCCAACUCUGAGGACGAAGACAUCGACUCGGCCAAGAGGAGAACGAGGAAGCGACCGCGCCGGAUCCACUCUCAGAUCGGAGGUUCACAGUUUGCAAGCCGGAUGCUUCACAAGCGCCGCUCUGACAGCGAGGAAGACUUUCACUGUUAUCCUCCAACUCCUCCCCUGGCACCUCCGAGCCCCGCCCACUGGACCGUGGAACAAGUGUCGCAGUUUAUCUGCUCGCUAAAAGGCUGCGAGGAUCUGGCGUCGCUCUUCCUGUCGCAGGAAAUCGACGGACAAGCGCUUCUGCUGCUGAGGGAGGAGCACUUGCUUGCCGCCAUGAACAUCAAACUAGGUCCCGCCCUCAAGAUAUGCGCGCAUAUUGACAACCUGAGAGGAUGA